Messenger RNA from Rhopilema esculentum, 8413 nucleotides. The record is from RefSeq and is a predicted model, not a curated record. NCBI's taxonomy places the organism in Eukaryota, Metazoa, Cnidaria, Scyphozoa, Rhizostomeae, Rhizostomatidae.
AUUCACACUUUUAGAUAUGCUCAAAUGACUCGGAGUUAGGUUAGUGUAAAGUUGGUCAUGAUCUUGCAUUACAUUUGGAAAUCCACAUAGGACGAAAUUACUUUAAGGAGAUGUAUGCCGCAAGGAGAUGAAUAUGUUGCUUGUAACUAAGACGUCAGGGCUCUUCUUUCUUCGACACCCAUCAUGUCUCGAGGUUGAAUGAUGACGAAGAACUGCUUUUUGGAAGAGCUGCACUCUCCUGCACAGGAAUGAGCACAUGGAAGGAAGAGCUUUUGAGUUUUCAAGCCAACGUGCCCGAAUGCCUCAAAACCAAAUCCGUAUUUCUCAAAUGGGAGGAGGAACCGCCAUCUGUCCAUGAGAUCAUUAUUCAAGUUGAUCAAUAUGGAUUUUUCUUGUCCUAUACAUCAGACUUGGAAAAGGAAAUUAUAAGCAUUGAUUUAUCACAAAUCAGUGAUGUCAGGUUUUGCUUCCCAAAGGAAAAGGUUCGUGAGACAUUAGAGAGUUUCAGUAAGGAGCCUCUUUCGGAUAGGUCAUUUUCAAUUGUGUAUGGAAGCAGUCUUGUAGAUGUGAACUUCCUUCGUAUAUGCUCUUGGUCAGUCCAUAUUGCCAAGGAAUGGGUUAAAGCAAUAAAUAUAUUGAUUGCAAGUAGGAGGUUUCGCAACCCGAGUGUUACCACGUUACUAUCCAAGCAGUAUGCCAAAGUAUGCUCUAUGCAGAAUUCAUCAGGAAAAAUUCCAAUCAAAAACAUUUGCAAAUGUUUGAACGCUACAAGAUUCGAGCAAAGAUUUUAUGAUGGAAUGCAAACUCUUCAGUUACCACAUCUUAAAAAUGACGAAGUUGAGCCAGUGGAGUUCACAUUAGACCAUUUCAACAAAUUGUACACCUUUCUGUGUCCAAGGCAAGAUCUUGACCAAAUUUUCACAAAAAUGUGUGGAGGACGAGCACCAUUCCUAAAACUGAAGCAGCUGGUCAAAUUUCUGAACGAAGAACAACGGGACCCACGACUCAAUGAAAUACUUUUCCCAUUUUAUUGCCACGAUAAAGCAUCAAAAUUGGUAAUCAAAUAUGAACCCUCACCGGAACUAUCUCAAACUAAUCGAAUGGGCUUUGAUGGCCUUGCCCGAUUUCUUAUGAGUAGCGACAAUCUGAUUCUCAAAAAGUCUUAUCUCUCCGAAGAACAUGACCUCAAUCAUCCGCUUUCGCAUUACUUUAUUUAUUCAUCGCAUAACACGUACUUAAUAGGUAGACAAUUCGGUGGAAAGUCUUCCGUUGAGAUGUACAGGCAGAGUUUACUUGCUGGCUGCAGGUGUAUAGAACUAGAUUGCUGGGACGGCCUAAAUGACGAGCCGAUUAUUACACACGGAAGAGCUCUUUGUUCAAAUAUACUUUUUAAGGAUGUCAUUGUAGCGAUAAAAGAGACGGCGUUUGUUGCUACUCCGUUGCCAUUAAUUCUGUCAUUCGAAAACCACUGCAGUCUUUUGCAACAGCGGAAACUUGCAGAGUAUUGCAUAGAGAUUUUUGGAGAAAUGUUAUUGGAUAAGCCUCUUGAUGCUUGGCCGCUUGAAGAGAAUAUGCCAUUGCCGCCACCAAAUCAGCUUCUGUACAAGAUAAUCAUAAAGAACAAGAAGCUGGCACCUGAAAUUGAGAAAGAACUGCUUACUCUAGAGUCAAUAAACAAUCAGGACAAGCCUGAUGUGACAAGAGAUGACGUCAGUUCAGUGGCGGGAGAUCAAAGUGGUUUGAGCAGAUCUAUCACUUUAUCUGGAAAAGGAAAUGCUCCGCAGAAGCGGCUUUCUGUAAUUAACGAAGGUAUCCAGUUUACAGAUAUAAUUGAUGAAGGCGAAUUAGCAGUUGAAGAUUCUGAUGAUAGUAACAAAGAUGACAUUAGUGUAAUGACAUUUGAAACGGAUAUUGCAUAUUUUGAAGAAGGCGAUUAUUCUUUGAGGCAGACUAAAAGUGCAAGUAGAGAUCUGAACAAAAAUGAAGCUGAAAAGCUGCAAAAAGAGAGAAUGGUCGUAUCAAAUGGCGGCAGUCAAUCGUUAGUGGAUGUGUUCCUAGAAAAAACUGAUGCACCGUUUUCUAAUUCAAAAAAAGCAGGCUCUACCAGUGAUAUUACAGCUAUGGGAGACACAAAGGCCCAUGAUCGUUUCGAGUCCCCGAAGUUCACUGUGAGUGACGAAGACGUGUCCCUGCAUAUGCGUGACUCGGUAGAAUCUAUUGAAAGAGUUACGCACGCUAAUCGUAGCAUAGGCUCCGUAUCUUCUGAUACAUCGUCAAUCAAAACAUCUGAAGGCCGGAUACAAUCGCAUCGUGUCAAUCUGCCUCGUUCUUCAAGUAACCCUUCAUUGAGACGACACGGUAUCAAUCGAAAUGCAUCAGGGGAACUGCAGGACACUCGACAUCAAAAAUUAAUAACUGCAAGCUCAGUUGAUGAUGUCAAUGACAGUGACGAUGAAGCGAGACGGGGCAACUCAAGGUCGUCCAGUACAACAUCAUCUAGCACAGUGAAUUCUAGCUUGACCAGGCACUCGAAAAAGUCAUCCCGAGGUACAAGCUUCAGUAGCGAGGAUGAAGAAUCAUUCAACCAGCAAUUUUCAAGUCAGAAAAAUGUUAUCGAUCCGUUAUUGUCUUCCCUGGUCAACUACGUGCAACCCAUGGUUUUCCAGAAUUUCGAAUCGUCUGAAGAGAGAUGUUUAUCCUUUAAAAUUUCAUCAUUUAACGAAUGCUCGGGAAUACAUCUCGUUAAAACUGGGCCUGUAGAGUUCACUAAGUACAACAAUCGCCAGUUCAGUAGGAUUUACCCAAAAGGAACCCGCGUCGAUUCCACCAAUUACAAUCCACAGGCUUUCUGGAAUGUUGGUUGUCAAUUAGUAACGUUAAACUUACAAACAACCGAUGUCCCUUAUCAACUGAACCAGGCUAAAUUUGAAGCAAAUGGACAACUUGGCUAUCUUUUGAAGCCGGAGAUUAUGAGAAGGCCAGAAAAAGCAUUCGACCCGUUCACCGAAUCCCCAAUCGAUGGGAUUAUUCCAGCUACCGUCACAGUAAAAGUGAUUUCAGGGCAAUUUCUAACGGAUAAAAAAUGUCAGACCUACGUUAUGGUAGAACUGUUUGGCCUGCCUGCUGACACGAAAAGAAAGAACAAAACGAAACUCUCUUCAAGCAAUUUCAUGAAUACUUUGUUUGGAGAUGAAUGUUUUGUAUUUACUAAGGUCAUCCUUCCAGAACUAGCUCUUCUAAAAUUAACAGUUUACGAUGAAAGUGACAAGAUCCUGGGGCAACGGGUUCUUCCUCUGGAUGGAGUUCAACCAGGUUAUCGUCAUGUUCCAUUAAGAACAGAGUCUGGUCAGCCAACUUCACUUUCUACUCUAUUCGUACACAUUACUCUGAAAACAUACGUUCCUGAAAAAUUUGCCGAUUUCGCGGAUCGGUUAUUUGAUCCUAUGAAAUAUCAAACGGAAGUCGACAAAAGAAGGGAGCAAAUGCAGGUGUUUGAUAUUUCUGAGAUGGAGGAGGACAUGUUCUCUUCAAAGGAAUCGACUGGCUGCUCCAACCAACCAAAACAGUCCAUCACUUCACUAUUCUCCAUCAGCUCUUCUAUCGGAAGCCCACUGUUUCAUCUUGCGGAAAAUCGGAAAUCUUUUGGAAAAGUUGACAGUGGAACAAAUCUUAUGUUACUCGGAGAGGGUGAUGAGAAGAUUGAUGAACCGGUUUCGUUCGAGGAUCUGAAAAGUGACAAGCAAUUUGUAAAGUUGGUCAAAAAGCACCAGAAAGACGUAGACAUGCUUGAGAAAAGACAUGAUAAGGAAAGAGUUCAGCUACAGAAAUCUAACCAAUCAACUAUAGAGAAGAUAAGAGUCUCUUAUCAAAAGUACAAGCUUUCCGAAGAAAGGCUUUACGAAAAAGCUUCAAAGAAACCCGGGACUUGCAGGCCAGAUGGAAAUAAUGAUCUCCUUGCAAAGUAUAAUCAGAAAAUGCAAUACCUUGAGCAGCGUAUGAACGAAAAGCUUGCAGUAAACGCAUCUAAAAUAAGCAAAGAGGAAAAGAACUUGACUACCACCCAAGCACACGAAAGAGUGGGCCUACGUCUUUAUCAAAUUGCAGAGCAGCUAGAGUAUCUAAAGAUCCUUCUUUCUCAAGCACAACGCAAUGAAGAGAAACUUCUAAAGGACAAGCUAGAUAGAGAGAUGGCUGAGCUGAAAAAGAGGCAAGCAAAACAGUCGAUAGAAGAGGCAAAAAAUUUGAAUUCAGAUCGUUCAAUCAAAAGCAAGGAAGAGAAGGAAAGGUUGCAGAGAGAACGAGACAAACAGAACAUGAGUCUUUUUAUCCUUGAAAGGCAAGAGCUGAUGCGUUGUCACGAAAAAGAGAUGGAAGCUCUGAGUAUCAAGCAUAAAGAAGAGGUUGAAAGGAUGGUAAAGGAACAUAAUCAGAUAAUGGAGAUGGAGAAAGGCAUCUUUCGAAAGGUGACGCUUGCAAAACAGACAGACAACGUCAAGCUUAGCAAAGUAUCACAACGCAUUUAGUUGCAUGAAAGGAAAAAUUUCAAUUUGUUAGUGUAAUUUGAUGAACUGUGUAAUUAGUUUAGAAAAACAUUAUUUGUCAUCGGUUUUCUAAAUGAGGACACCUUGAUGAGGCAGUGGCAGGUUUGUUAUUUAAAAAGGGAAUCAAGUAGCAUAUUUGGGUAUAGAAUAGGUGCUGCUAGUAAAUCGAGAGUUUCCAGGACAAAAGUUUGCUUCAGUUUCUAAUCAAAUCUGGCGAAGUAUGGCAAAAUUUGCCAGAAAAAUUGCUCAAUAUUGUCUUUUAACUGGGUUGUUUGUUAUGAAAUAGAGAGAACAAAGAAACCACCCUGCAUAUAAGUUUUGAAUAUCUAAAAGUUAUUACGUCUUGUUUUUCUGGCAGAUAAAAGUUUGUGUUGACUGCUUUGCGCUUGCCCCUUUCCUCGGUGCACCUAUCGCGAUACAUCGGACGAGUGUUACAAAUGCAAUCGCGAAUAGGAAAAAAGGGUCGAUCAAUCUCAUACAAUGCAUUAGUGCAUCUUUUAACAUAUUUGAAUUGUAACCAAAUUCUCUUUCAUUCGACAUUUAAUCAUAUUGUCCAUUAAUCCUUAUAUCAUAAAAUAAUUUUUCCACAAGACAUUUUAAUACAAUUUUCUUACUGUAGAAGUUAUUCAUUCAUUCAUUCUUUGUUCCAUGUUGAUGGUGUUAUAAUAUGUAGAGCAGUGUUUUUCAACCUUUUUUAUGAACGGCACACUUUUUCAUAAGAAAAAUCAUGAGGCACCCCACCAACAGAAAAGGUAACAAAUGAAACUCUGUGGCCUAUAUUCGCAAUAUUGAGUCAUUCUCAACGAAUCAUCUUGAACAAGACUAAGAUAAGCACAAAGAAAGGUACUUUUUAAUAAAAUAGAAUAUUUUUAUUCACCCAAUGUGAGAUCUGGGCCUGUUUUCUGUUUAACACAUUGUUGAUAUCCUGGCAGGAAUGGAAAAAUGAUCAGUUAAGUGACUUUGGAGAAUUUUCCAUGACAUACCAGACGAUAACUCACUGCACACUAGCGUGCCACGGCACAAUAGUCGAAAUUUCUCUUUACCCUGUAGAACUCCACUUAAACUUGCAGGGUUUUGGAUACUUUUUUGUAUUUCCUUAAAUGCAUCCAUUUUGUACAAGUUUGUGGCUACCGGAGCCAGCCACACUGUGUUUCCACACUUUGCGUAUUUUGGCAUCAUCAUUUGGGAUUAUACACCAAAACCUUAUUUUGUAGCAAUUUUUCAAUUAGGCAACUAUUCAAUUUCCAGUUUUUUGUAGAAUUUCAUACGUUGUUUCUUAAUUUUUUAAUUGCUUUGUGUUAAGUUGCCAAUCUUACGGUUAAUUUUGUAAAUUUCACAUUAGACGUAAAGACCCACGCUUUGGAAGCAGAAUGUAGUCACCGCGUUCUCAGCUUCUUGUUGAAUUAAUUGUAUAAAUGUCUUGGUUUUGAUGUCUAUAUGCAGCUCUUGGUUAUAAAUAUGUUAAAUUCAAUAUCUUAAAAAAUUGAAUUAAUUUUUAAGCUAAUGUAGAAAGAAUCGAGUGAUUAUGAUGAUGAUGAUCGCUUCAUCCAUUUCUGUUACGAAUCAUAACCUGCUAAUAAGUUGGUGUAUUAAAUAGAUGUUAGAAAUGUAACAAACUUUGCUACAUUCGUAAAAUUGAUAUUCAUCUCAAUUUAAUUUUAAGAAGCUGUGUGACUUCUAUUGCCCUUAGACAUGCAAAUAGACAAUGCAUGCCUAAAACUGCCUUCUCGACAUACCUCUGUUGCUUCCAAACUUCCCUACAUUUUUCAUUUAUUUUUUCAACAACUUGUGCUGCUGCCCAUGGCGGAAUUUAUCUUCAGCCUUGGCAUGUCGAAAUUUAGCAGAAUUGUGGUGGAGAGGAGGGGGGCAUAUUCUUGUGUCUGCUUUGGCCAAAUGCGCUAAACUUCUUGACAAUGGUUGUAGGUGCAAUCGUACGAAGGGGAGAUGUAUUCGAAAGCAUGCUCUUGGUUGUGUUUCGUUGUCUUAAACAAUAGUGUGUCAUUUUUGGGGAUUUUGGCAAAUAUAUAAAUCUUGAACAACUGAUCAAUGUGAAAUUUGAUCAGAAACCAGGGCAUGUUACAUGUUAAGUCGUAGUGUUAUUUGAAGGGUUGCAAUCAUAGGAUCAAAUUUAUCAUUGCCGUUGAAUCCGUGGAUCCCAUUCAGAAGACUUUCCUACACCAGGGCGAUACCGGCGUGACCUGCCUUCUUUUCAUGUUUCGAAUUAACAUUAAAAUGAGCAAGCUCAUCGUCUCGCUUUUCUGCUGAACUGAAAACGUGGCUGCAGUUCUUUUCCUAUUCUUUUUUAUUCAGGGCUACCACUGGUGGAAGAAGCAAUCAAUUACCAAAUAUGAAAUUCAAUUUGAUGGUUAAUUGCUUCUGAAAACCAAAUUUUGCAUGCAGUUGGCCAGUAAUGUCGAUUUUUCUAUAAACAUUUGGAAUGGGCGUCAAUUAUUAAGCGCCGAUUAAUUUUCAUCCUCUACGAUAUAUAUAUAUAUAGUGUAGCAGAAAAGGCUGGUCAAUCUUCAGAAACGACUUACAGAGACAGUUGAAUUGAUGACGUCCCCUUUGAAAAUUUGAAUACCGAUAAAGGUUUUUCAAAUAAAUGAAAUGUCGUACCUCACAUUUCGACUAUAUUUUAUCUUAAAGGCCCUUGAGCAAGUGGCAUGCCCUGCGACUACGUUUUCAAAACCGGCCUAAUAUCAUACUGCAUGGAAAUGCAAAAUACAAUAAUUUUCUCGAGACAGCUGCCGCUAAGUAUGCUGGUUGUGCUUGAAGGCCAUCAAGCAUUUUUUGCAUUCUGCAUAUGCAUAGCAGGCUGUGCCUCAAAAUGGGUUUCAUGCAACAAAUGACGUAAAAUCGUUUCUUUUAAUCUGACGUAAGAUGUAAAUAAUUCUUCAGCACUGUAUUUCUCACUCUCGUUUCAUUUGGUUUGUUGUGCCUGAAGAGAAAACACCGAAAAAUGGAGAAAAAGUCUAGACAUAGGAACAAGGAUUUGAAAGAUGCAAUAGGUUGCAAGAUUGAAAGUGAUUCUGACUUACCUUCGGAGAGCCAGAUCCCUAUCAAGCUAGUGGGCGGGAACAAAAGGCAAAAGAAACGAACUGGCACCUCAAAAAAGUCGAAGGCUGCGAAAAGGUUAGAAAGGGAUGACUGGAAUUUGGAGUCAGCUGCAAUCUCCCGACCUCAGUUACUUUCGUCUGAUGAAGAGAGAGAAAACAAAAGAGAAAGAGUAAUGCCAGAUGAAAGUACAUUCAGCUUCAAUAAAUUUUCGCCUCUACCACCGAUUUCAUCUGACGCUAUCUCAGUUCGCGCUUCGACUUUCAUGAACAUCACAAGAAAGGAUUCGAUUGGUGGAAGGACCAAACUCCCGCCCAUUAAGAGACAGCCAAUGGACGAAAAGCCGGACUCAAACAGAAAGAAGAACCAGCCAUCUGGCCGUAAAAAGGAGAAGAAUUUUAUCACCUUCGAGCUCUUGCAUGAAAGGGAGGUAAAAAGUAAGGAGAGGCUGGAAAGGCAUGCUCAAAGGAGAAGAGAGACACUGGAUGGAUGGGAAAGAGAACGAGCUGCAAAAAUUGAAAAACAUCUUCACAAGCUGGAUUUGGCUGAGAGGAAUAAGGAGCAAAUCAGGCAGCACCGUAAACGAAAAUUAGAGUACGAAGAGGAAAAAAGACGGAAAGCAAAAGAGAGGCAAAAUGCAUUGAAGAACAAAUGGAGAUGCGAGUCACAAGAAGAAAUAGACCAUUAUAUAGAGCCCUCACAACAUAAAAUGCCAGAAAUUUAGGUUUGCACAGUUUUGUUAAGCAUAUCUACCAAAUUAGCUUAUUAUAUUGUAUUUGAUUUUUUUUAAAAAGGAAUUAUUACUAGUUCUCGCAUAA